ACCACCUCGAUUCAAACGUGUUUUUAAUUUGACUCGAGCUGCAACCUCUCGUGAUCUCUCGAUCGUUGUGUUGCUAACUAGCUAGCUAAAUCUUGAAUAAUAAACCGUAAUUUGAGGCGAUAGAGACGGUUAGGAAUUUGUAAUCAUAAAUGUACAAUAUAAAACAUAAUUGUGUAGAAUGCCGCCAUUUGACGAGUGGAGACUUGGUUAGCAAGCUAGGAUAAGUAUGUUAUCGAUUAAAAUGUAUCUUAUCUUAUUUAAUCUUAAUAGCUUGGCUGCAAUGUAACAAAUGUGUGCGAUAAUAUCUAACGUUAGAUGUGUUUAAUGUAACGUUAGUUCUUUUGUCCCAGACAGCACAGUUACGCAUAAUCUAGAUAUCACCCAUUAACUAUAUCUGUUAUGGGUGUAAGGUCAUGAUUAGGUAAUGUUACCAAAAUCUUAGACUUUCCUGGUUUGGAAGGUGGUCUGGUCAAUUUAUUACAGGUUUCAUUCACUAAUGGCAAAGGAAGAAUGCAUUACACAAUGGAACAAAAUAGGGGACACUUCAACACUACGAAACAGGAAAAUCUUUCCCACCUCAGAAAAAAACCUCCAAACCUCAUCCACUCCUUUGUCAAAGGAUGAAAAUAGUCAGACUGCUGGACACUCUCAGUGUUCAAAUGGGACAUCUGCUGAGCUUUCGGCCAGAGAAAAUUUUAGUAAGGAUCCCCCAACCAGAGUGCUGCUGAUGUUGCUAGUGGGGCUUUCUUUUUCUACACGCCUCUACAAGAUAACAGAGCCCCCUCAUGUGUGCUGGGAUGAGACACACUUUGGAAAGAUGGGAAGCUACUACAUCAACAGGACCUUCUUUUUCGAUGUCCAUCCUCCUCUUGGAAAAAUGCUGAUAGGUCUCGCCGGUUACAUGACUGGUUAUGAUGGCACCUUUCCGUUCAUAAAGCCAGGAGAUAAAUAUAAACAUCACAACUACUGGGGGAUGAGAGGGUUUUGUGCCGUGUUGGGCUCCUGUCUCCCAAUUUUUGCCUACCUCAUAGUGCUGGAAUUGUCUCAGUCUCACAGUGCUGCCCUUAUUACUGCCAUCCUGCUCAUAUUUGAUACUGGCUUUAUCACCAUUUCCCAGUACAUCCUGUUAGACCCUAUACUCAUGUUCUUCAUCAUGGCAGCAGUGCUGAGCAUGGUCAAGUUCAACCAGCAGAGAUGCAGCCCUUUUGCUGCCUCCUGGUGGCUGUGGCUGGUACUGACUGGUGCAAACCUUGCUGGGGCAUUGGGAGUGAAGUUUGUGGGUCUGUUUGUCAUUCUGCUGGUUGGACUGAAUACAGUUUGGGACCUCUGGAGGCUUUUGGGAGACCUGAGCCUCUCACUGGUGGAAAUUGCAAAGCACUUCCUGGCUCGGGUUGUUGGACUCAUCCUGCUUCCACUUUUCCUCUACGUUACAAUAUUUGCAAUUCACUUUGUUGUGUUGAACAAAAGUGGACCGGGAGAUGGUUUCUUCAGCUCAGCCUUUCAGUCCCGUCUAAUUGGGAACAAUCUACACAAUGCAUCUAUGCCUGAAUACCUGGCAUAUGGCUCCACCAUCACAGUAAAAAACCUCCGUAUUGCUGGAGGCUAUUUGCACUCUCAUUGGCACUUAUACCCCGAGGGAGUGGGAGCAAGGCAGCAGCAGGUGACAGCCUAUCUCCAUAAGGACUAUAACAAUUUGUGGCUUGUUCACAGACAGGAUGCUAAUGAAUCUCAAUCUGGGACACCUGAUCUGGUUCGUCAUGGUGACAUCAUUCGACUGGAGCACAAAGAAACAACCCGUAACCUUCACAGUCACCUCCAUGAAGCCCCUCUGACCAAGAAACACUUUCAGGUUACAGGCUAUGGCAUUAAUGGCACAGGUGACACCAAUGACCUGUGGCAGGUGGAGGUGUGUGGAGGUCGGAAUGGUGACCUGGUGAAGGUGCUGCGUAGCAAAGUCCGCUUUUUGCACAGAGCUACCGGUUGUGUGCUUUACUCCUCUGGCAAGACUCUCCCAAAGUGGGGCUGGGAACAGGUGGAGGUGACCUGUAGUCCCUACUUGAAGGAGACGCCAAGCACUCAGUGGAACAUUGAAGAUCAUAUCAACCCCAAAUUGCCCAAUAUUAGUUUGUCUGUGCUGAAGCCCCAUUUUCUGGAGAUCUUACUGGAGUCCCACAUUGUUAUGAUAAGAGGUAACCGUGGCUUGAAACCCAAAGACAAUGAGAUGAACUCAAAACCCUGGCAUUGGCCCAUCAACUAUCAGGGAUUGAGGUUUUCUGGAGUGAAUGACACAGAGUAUCGUAUUUACCUGCUGGGGAACCCUGUGGUUUGGUGGAUUAACCUGGCCAGUUUGGGAUUGUAUCCUAUCAUGGUGGCAGUGGUGUCUAUAGCCCUCCAACGAGGUUUCUCAUUGGGCCAAAAAAGAAUAGAGCAUUCUCUUGUGCUUAUGAGAGGAGGAGGACUGCUACUUGGUUGGCUGCUGCACUAUGCACCUUUCUAUACAAUGGGCCGUGUCCUCUACUACCACCACUACUUUCCUGCAAUGCUCUUCAGCAGCAUGCUAACAGGAAUUACAUUCGACAUUCUGUUGAAAAGCACUGAUCUGAUACUCAGCCCACCUUAUUCUGAUCAUCUGCAGAGAAUCGGGCAAAUGGUACUUCUGUUCGGUGUUCUUUACAGUUUCUACCUGUUCCAUCCACUCUCCUACGGCAUGACGGGUCCUCUGGCACACGAGCCGGGAAGCACCAUGGCUGGCCUGAAGUGGAUGGACUCCUGGGAGUUCUAGUCCGCUUUUGCAUGAAGAAGACCCAAAUAUUGUGAUGUAUAACUGUUCUGAAUAUGAGGGAAUUUAAUCAAUCAUCUGUCUCACAGACUUGUGGUCUUAUUGUUUACACAAACGCAUCAUUUUUAUUAUGUACUUACUGCACCUGUCCACGUAUUCAUGUGUCUCCACAUUUCCAAGUAUUGUAGUCUAUAAUGUGUAAAAAGGGGAGGAACAGUUGUAUUAGACGGACUUGAAUCUGUGUAUAAUGAAAGCCAGAGUGUUGUGGAGAAUAAAGAUGUAGACACUAAUCAUUACCAAGCUGCCUUAACUCACAACACAUCUUACAUCCUGGACUUGUAUAUGAAUAUGUUUAUACUGUAUGUCACAAUAAUAAGCUAAAGUGCCUGAAAGGAGCUAGUGAAAGUAAAGUGGAACUGCUGCAGCUACCUGUUGGUCAGUUUUGAAGAAAAAAUUUUUUUGUUAGUUAUAGGUUAUUAUAUUAUUGUAUUUUCAUUUGUGAUUGUCUCGUGCCUGGUAUUUUAGUAUUAGUGCUGUUCAGUACUGGCUUCUGUUUUUACAUUAUAAGACUACUACUCACUGUGUCAUAUGCACAUUUCAGUAUGAUAAAUAAACUGAUAUUCUUGUA
Perca flavescens (yellow perch) is the source of this 3407-nucleotide messenger RNA. RefSeq names its product protein-O-mannosyltransferase 2 (gene pomt2). Gene Ontology annotation, molecular function: dolichyl-phosphate-mannose-protein mannosyltransferase activity. The record is from RefSeq and is a predicted model, not a curated record. Lineage: Eukaryota; Metazoa; Chordata; Actinopteri; Perciformes; Percidae. The transcript is spliced from 21 exons. Bases 497 to 2782 code for a protein of 761 amino acids. Gene Ontology annotation, biological process: protein O-linked glycosylation via mannose. Gene Ontology annotation, cellular component: membrane; endoplasmic reticulum.